AUGAUCCGUGUCUCCGGGUUACUGCGCCGGGAGAGAGUGGGAUGUCGAUCCGAGGGUCCAGGAUUCCCUUGGAUGGUUCCCGGGAGCCGGGAGCCGGGAGCAGGGAGCCGGGGCAGAGAGAGCGGAGCCUUGGGCCACUCACUGGCUGCUGCUUCCCAGCUGCUCCGGAGGGGAGUUUGGGAAAGGCGGAGAGAUCUCUCCCUCCCCUCCGCUCUCCGCCGAGCGCUCAGUGCAGCGGCAGCCGCCGGUCGGCCGGGAUGCGGGCGCUUUGGCUGCUCCUGUCCUGCCUUCUGUCCCCGUCCUCCGGCGGGGGGGGAGCCGCCGGCCGCCCCCUCCUCCUCCGGCGCCGUCUGCGGCCCCGACUCCUGCUACACGGCUCACCUGCGGCGCCGCUCCUUCACCCAGGCGUGGCGGGCGUGCCGGGCCCGGGGCGGGAACCUGGCCAGCGUGAAGCGGCAGGACGAGGCGGAGCUGGUGGAGGAGCUGGUGCGGGCUCUGUCCCCGGGUGGACCGGGGCAGCCGCUCAGGCUGUGGCUGGGGCUCCAGCGGCAGCCCCGCCAGUGCGCUCCCCGCAGACCCCUGCGCGGCUUCACCUGGACCACCGGAGACCAGGACACCCGCUUCACCAACUGGCUGAGCCCGGCCCCCGAGGCACCGGGCUCCCCCUGCCCGGCCGCCCGCUGCGUUGCGCUCAGCCACGGCUCCGGUCCCCCCACUGACUUCAAGUGGCUGCAGGGUUCCUGCGGGCUGCCGGCCGACGGCUACCUCUGCCGGCACACCUUCCGAGGGAUGUGCCCGCCGCUGGAGCCAGGGCCGGCGGGACCCGUCUCCUACGCCGCCCCCUUCGGUCUCACCUCCAGCACCCUGCGCUGGGUGCCCUUCGGCUCGGUGGCCACCUACCCCUGCGGGGCACCCAAGGGUGCCGUCUCCCUGCUGUGCCAGGCGCGGGAGGGUGGGGUGGGCUGGUCCCGGGAGCCCCCUUACUGCCGGGGUCCCGGGACCGGGGGUUGGUGCGAGGGGGGGGGACCCGGGAACAGCAGCGGGCUCAGUAACGGGGGCUGCGGGCACCUGUGCGUGGACAGCGGGCCGUACUACCACUGCGAGUGCCGGCCCGGCUUCCAGCUGGCCCCGGACGGGAGAACCUGCCUGGAUAUGGACGAGUGCGGCCUCGGACUGUGCCCCCAGCUCUGCGUCAACAGCCCGGGUUCCUACACCUGUCUGUGCGCCGGGGGCUACCGGCUGGGAGAAGGCGGCGAGUGCCAGGACGUGGACGAGUGCGGCCUCGGACUCUGCCCCCAGCUCUGCACCAACAGCCCGGGCUCCUUCCAGUGUUACUGCCGGGUGGGCUUCAGGCUGGAGCGGGACGGGGACGGGGAGGGGGACGGGGUCACCUCCUGCCGGGACGUGGACGAGUGCCAGUUCGAGGGCAGCUGCCAACAGAUGUGCGUCAACUACCUGGGUCACUUCGACUGUCACUGCGAGGAGGGCUUCGUGCUGGAAGCGGACGGCUACUCCUGCCGUCCCGCCCCCGCCUGGGACCCCUUCACCUUCCCCUCCCCUUCCCUCCCGGCCGGGACCCUGGCAGGGCUGCUCCCGGGGGAGGGGGUAGGGGUGACAGUGGAGGUAGCCGGGGAGGAGUGGCGGGGGUUGCCGCCCGCUCUUGGGGAGGGAGGGGUGGGUUUGGGCGAGGGGUUGCCCGGGGAGACGGGACCACCUCCCGCCCGGUCUACGGGGAGGCCGGUGGUAGUGGAACACCCCCUUCCCCAAUCUACGGGGCGACCCAAGGAGAUGGGACACUCCCCUGCCCAAUCUACAGGACGCCCAAUGGAGACAGGACAAUCUCUUCCCCAAUCUACAGGGCGACCCAAGGAGACGGGACCCUUCCCUGCCCAAUCUACAGGGCGACCCAAGGAGACGGGACCCUUCCCUGCCCAAUCUACAGGGCGACCCAAGGAGACGGGACCCUUCCCUGCCCAAUCUACAGGGCGACCCAAGGAGACGGGACCCUUCCCUGCCCAAUCUACAGGGCGACCCAAGGAGACUGGACUCUUCCCUGCCCAAUCUACGGGGCGACCCAAGGAGACCGGACCCUUCCCUGCCCAAUCUACAGGGCGACCCAAGAAGACGGGACCCUUCCCUGCCCAAUCUACAGGGCGACCCAAGGAGCUGGGACAACCCCCCGCCCGGUCGACAGGGCCUCCGGUGGAGACGGGACCCCUCCCCGCCCUCAACAGCUCGCGUCCCGCGGAGACCCCCACUCCGGCCCGCGGCUCGGAUGGGGAGGGGGACCGGCCGGAGAACGUGGCCUCCAACGGUCCCAACGACUCCCGGGACGACCGCUGGCUCCUCAUCGCCCUUCUGGUGCCCAUCUGCAUUUUCGGCGUGGUGAUGCUGGCUCUUGGCAUUGUCUACUGCACCCGCUGCGUCUGCGGACGGCGCUCCGUCACCGACUGCUACCGCUGGGUCCACCGCUCGUCCAAGGACCCCAACCCCAUCACCGGCUCCACCAACGUCCACAGCACCGUGUCCACCUCUGACCCGCUCGGGACCACGCCCACGGCAACGACCUGGCACGCUGACAUCAGCUGCGUCUGAACAAGACAGGCGCAGAGUCAGGACAACCACGGACAUUCUCGGCUGACCUGUGUACUUCACUGAUGGACGGAGGGAUGGUUCACAGUCACGCACCCGUCAGAGGACCGAUGGACGAUUGUUCUCCUGCCAGUGGCUGCCGCCUCCUGCAAACUCUUCUUGACUCUCUGUUGUACGACAUUGGCCGCCAAGAGCGGCCCAGUGGCAUCGGACGCCCAUUGGGCAGACGCCAUGGCACUUGGCCAUCAAGACCUUUUUUCUCCGACUAUAACUGAGCUGGAUUCGAGUGGACCCUUCCCCCCCCCAUCUCCCUCGCUGUUCACCUGGGUGCCCAUCAUCAUCACCAACGUUGGACAAUUCCAAGAUGGUGCAGGGGAGGGCAGAGGUCACUGAUCCACAAGCUGACCUCCCAUUGGCUGGCCUACUCUGGCCCACCGGAACAGAAGGGGAGGGGUGGGUGGGGAGCGCACAGGGGUAAAACGGGCAUCUUAACGCCUGCUUCUGGGCCAUGGAACCUUCGAGAGUGUCAGUCGGGUCCAGGAUUAAAGGGGAGGUGUGGGAAGGGGGAGGAAGGGGUAGAGGCUGGAUAUGGGAGUCCAUGGUUCCCCAGACUUUCCCUGUUCCCCACUCCUGGGGUCCAUGGGGCAAAAUUUUGGGGGGAGUUCCCCCUCCUGUCCCACCCCUUGGUUUGUCCCCAACCAGUGGGGCCGUUCAGAAGGGUCACUCUUGUAAUGCAGGAGAAAACUCGGGAGGGAGCAGAUGUGUGCACAGCAAGAUCCCACAAUCCCAACUCUCAGUGAUGAAACUGAGUGAUCUGUUUCAGUGAUGUUGGGAUGGGGCCUCAGGAUAGCUGGGGGAGCGCGU
Messenger RNA from Pristis pectinata (smalltooth sawfish), 3456 nucleotides. RefSeq names its product endosialin-like. Gene Ontology annotation, molecular function: extracellular matrix binding; calcium ion binding; extracellular matrix protein binding. The coding region runs from base 1 to 2595 and encodes 864 amino acids. The transcript is spliced from 4 exons. The record is from RefSeq and is a predicted model, not a curated record. Gene Ontology annotation, cellular component: extracellular matrix; external side of plasma membrane. Gene Ontology annotation, biological process: cell migration. Lineage: Eukaryota; Metazoa; Chordata; Chondrichthyes; Rhinopristiformes; Pristidae.